Molecule: messenger RNA, 1371 nt
Organism: Aureobasidium namibiae CBS 147.97
Lineage: Eukaryota; Fungi; Ascomycota; Dothideomycetes; Dothideales; Saccotheciaceae
Exons: 2
Coding region: 1-1371 (456 amino acids)
Biological process (GO): poly(A)+ mRNA export from nucleus
Cellular component (GO): nucleus
Source: RefSeq, a predicted model, not a curated record
AUGGAAGAUCUUCCAGGCGCCGACUCACCUCCCGUCAACGACGUCGGCCACGAACCAGCUGGCAACGACGACCCCCAAGAUCCUCUCCGCCCCGAGAUCGAAGAAGAAGACUCUGCUCGCACUCCUCCUAUCGCUGACCCCCACCUCGACACCGAGCUCGCCGAAGACGACCAAAACCCAGAACUGUCCAUGCCCGGCGCCGCCGACAACGACGACAAUGACGCAGACUCUGACGCUCUGAGUGAUGUCGACGAGGCCCAGUUCCAAGACUUCGAUCCUAAUGCCAUUGCUAUCGAGGAGAGACCCAGAGUUGUUGAUGCCAGUGGUGUUGCGCUGCUGGGAAAGCACAAGCGCAAGCGCGAUGAUGCUGAUGGUGAGGGCAAGAAGAAGCGCAGAGAGGGUCGUCGUGAGAAGCCUAAGCGCAGUAAGCGUGCAGACGGGGAUGGUGGAGACUUUGAUGGCGAAGGAGAGGAUGAAGGACGUAGGAGAAAGACAAAGGCUCCUGGCGAGAAGCGCAAGAAGAGGACACCUAGCCCCGAGGACGACUCGAACCUGACGCCAGAAGAGAGACGCAGAAAAGCAUUCUCUCGCAAGCUGGAUGAGGCCCUCAAGAAACCCAAGACAAACAACAGGCGCAAGGCCGGCAUCGACCUCGAGCAAAUGGCCGAUACGGAACUCGAAGAAAUGCGCCGUCGCAUGGCCGAAGCCGCCCAAGCAGACACACAAGCCCGCGACGAAGGAAAGCCUGCUAUGCACAAGCUUAAGCUCCUCCCAGAGGUUGUCGCCCUGCUGAACCGCAACACCCUCCAAAACGCCCUCGUCGACCCAGACAUCAACCUCCUCGAGUCCGUGCGCUUCUUCCUCGAGCCUCUCAACGAUGGCUCUCUGCCUGCCUACAACAUUCAACGCGAACUUUUUGCUUGCCUGGCCAAACUGCCCAUCUCAAAGGACGCACUGGUGGCCUCAGGCAUCGGCAAGGUGACCCACUUCUACACCCGCAGCACAAAAGCCGAACCGGGCAUUCGUCGCCAAGCCGAAAAACUCGUUGGCGAAUGGACACGACCAAUCCUCAAACGCACCGAUGACUUCCGCAAGCGCGAGUUCGUCGAGGCCACCUACGAUCCCAGCCAGCAACCCAUGCGCAGCACACAAACUGUCGACAAAGCUGCUCGUGCCGCAGCGGCCAGAAAAGCUGCCUUGGCUUAUCCUACGGUCACCAAUCGUGCUCGUGUGGAUGGUGGACUCGGAACCUACACUAUUGUGCCUAAGAGCGAUCUCACCAGGGCUCAGCCUGGUGUUCGUCGUUUGGGCGCUGCGGGAGAUGAGUUGGCUCGUAAGUUGCAGGCUCGCUCCAAGAACCAGAGGAGAUAG